This is a messenger RNA of Ruditapes philippinarum (Manila clam), 1003 nucleotides long. RefSeq names its product phosducin-like protein 3. The coding region runs from base 154 to 876 and encodes 240 amino acids. Gene Ontology annotation, biological process: protein folding. Gene Ontology annotation, cellular component: cytoplasm. The transcript is spliced from 6 exons. The record is from RefSeq and is a predicted model, not a curated record. Lineage: Eukaryota; Metazoa; Mollusca; Bivalvia; Venerida; Veneridae.
AUUCUAGACUGAUACACCGCCAUUACAGGCCUGCUUCAUAAUUUCUCCGCCUAAAAACACAAAACUCGUCCAAACACGGAAGUGGCAUGACUAGAUAACUAUUUCAAUUUUUAGUGGUACUGGCAGUAUACUUCGACAGUUUAGCAGAUCAACAUGCAGGACCCAAAUGCAGAUACAGAAUGGAACGAUGUAUUGAGGGCAAAGGGAAUUCUUCCGCCUAAGGAAGAAAAAGAACUAACAGAAGAUGACAUUGUCGCCAUGGUAGAAAACACAAUAGAAAAUAAAGCUAAAGGUAAGGAUAUGUCUGACAUGGGGUUGGAUGAAUUGAAUGACAUCGAAGAUGAUAUAGAUGAAGAAGAAGAAAGAAUAUUCGAGGAAUACAGGCGUCAAAGAAUGGCAGAAAUGAGAGAAGCUCAGCAAAAGAACAAGUUUGGUGAGGUUCGUGAAAUCAGUAAAUCUGACUGGGUGACGGAAGUCAACAAAGCUGGUGAUGGAAUAUGGGUGGUUAUACAUGUUUAUAAACCUUCAAUUCCAUUAUGUAAAUUAGUAAAUCAACACAUAUCAAAUUUGGCUCAGAAAUUCCCGUCAACAAAAUUCCUACGCAGCGUGUCAUCUGUGUGUAUACCAAAUUAUCCCGAUAAAAACUUACCUACUAUCUUUGUUUAUCAUGAAAAUGUGAUGAAGAAACAAUUUGUUGGUCCAUUAGCCUUUGGUGGAAUGAAUUUAAAACAAAAUGAACUGGAAUGGAUGUUGUCACAAACAGGAGCAGUACAGACAGACCUUGAGGAGCCACCAAAGCCUGAAGUUAAAGAUGUUAUGAAUAUAGCAAUUAGAGAAAGUGCAAUAAACAGAGAUGACAGUGAUGAUGACUAUUGAUGAAUGUCAAAGUUUUUACCUGUCCCACUAUAAAAAACAACAACAAAAAUUUAGGGCAAGAUCAAGUGAGAAUUCUGAAAUGUUAUUUAUAGCAAAUGUGCCAAAAACAUUCAGUGUUUUUAAAUGA